GCCAGAACUGCUUUUAGGGUGUUAUCAGAUCUUAGACAUGGAAGACGACUUGGAGCUUUCACAGCCCGAUGGAAGAGGAAGGCCUCCUGGCAGAGGCAGAGGUCUUCUGCCAAAGGCUCAAUCGAAGCCGUACGCAUUGGGGCCUUGAGAGGGAUUCCCUUGCCGCUCGUGUGGCCUCCACUGAAGACCGGGUGCGGUCGCUCCAGCAACGCAAUGAGCAGCUCACUUUGACCGUGAAACUGCUGGAAGAGGCGCUGGUGUCCUGCCGUAGUCGGUCAGCGGAGUGCCUGGGGGAGCUCUUCAAAGGUCUUGGUCCGGUGGAGAUCACGGGCGCUCCAACGGAUCGCCUGGGAGCAGUCGGUGCUGAUGCCGAGUGGAGGGCUUUAGCCCUCCGCAUCCCUCGAAGGCGCAAGAGCUGGGCUGAAGCCAAAGCAGCCGUGGCAUUGUCCAAGGCAGGGCUUCCGGAGGAACAGAUUGAGGAGACGGCUUCGUGUCGUCCAAGCAAAGACCUCGAAGACGAAGUCGAAGGCUCUCAGAUCGAGCAGGGAACGACUCGCAGUGGUGUGGGUGGCAAGCAUCCUUGGGAGGUGGUCGCAACACUGCAUUCUCCUCUUGAUGAUGGUGUACGCAGUGCACGAAUCUUCCAAGGUGUUUUGUUGACAGCUGCAGAGGAUUCAUCAGUCAAGGCAUGGGAUCUAGGCAGCAUACCUCAAACCAGGGAGACUCCUUGCGAAGACUUGGAGCCCUUUGCCAAGUAUCGUGCUCACAGUGGCCCAGUUCUUUCGCUGGCUUUGCCUGACCCAGAGUCAUGCCUUCCCCUGCCGGUGGCUUUCUCCGGAGGGAUGGACGGUGACAUUUAUUCCUUUGAGCUGCAAAUAGACGCGUCCGCAGACGCGUCCUCGGCGCUUCGUCCUGUCCAGCGCUAUCGAGGCCACCAGGAAGCCGUUCUCUCCUUGGACCUGCAGUCACGGAUCGGCCUGCUGGCCAGCGCGGGUGCGGACCAACUGGUCCUCUUGUGGCGAGUGAACCCCACACUCGACGACGGCAGACUCGCGAGUCCAUUUGAGGUGUUGGACAUUCCUCCGCCACAUGGAAGCGAAGAGAGCAGCUUUGGUCCCCUGACCGAUUUAGCCUGGGGCCCCCGAAGUGGAGCUACUUUGCUGUGCUGCAGCAGAUGGGCAAGUACCUGUUGCGCCAUGGAUGCCGAGCAAGGCGUCGCAAUCUAUGGUUCCAGUGUCACAACUCGAGAGGACCGCACGGCACCAGUACUUGCUGUGGCCAGUCACGCUCUGCGGGAUAUUGCUGUCAGUGGUCAUGCAGGUGGUGGUGGUGCUCGAGUCUUCAGCGCUCUCACAGGGAGGCCCAUGUGGACCUUGGAGUCUGGGGACAAAGUGAUUUCCUCAGUGGCCUUGGACCCCUUUGGCAACGGUUUCGAAGUCGUCACUGCCAGCAGUGAUGGUUCCUUGCAGAUCUUUGAUUUGAGAACUUGUCGCUGUGUCCAGGAGGCUCAGCUACAUGCUUCAUCCGGCAUCAAUAGCGUUUGUCUUGCAGGAGACUUCAUCGCUACAGCAGGGGCAGACGCGGUGGUGAAUUUGCUUGAAAAAAGACAGGAGGUUAGCUAGCCCUCAGGAAAACCAGAGAAAACACAUGAAGAGGAUAAUGAUGUGUCCAUGCAGCUCUCCAGCAAGGACGGGCGCGCAGCACCGUCCUUCUCUUUCGCAAAUCACACUGGAGGAGAGGUCGCCGUACUUGGUCAGAC
Molecule: messenger RNA, 1759 nt
Organism: Durusdinium trenchii
Lineage: Eukaryota; Dinophyceae; Suessiales; Symbiodiniaceae
Source: the annotation of a GenBank genome assembly